Ostrinia nubilalis (European corn borer) is the source of this 6009-nucleotide messenger RNA. It is a transcript of the gene Gk1, whose product is annotated as glycerol kinase 3. The transcript has 8 exons. The record is from RefSeq and is a predicted model, not a curated record. NCBI's taxonomy places the organism in Eukaryota, Metazoa, Arthropoda, Insecta, Lepidoptera, Crambidae. The coding region runs from base 155 to 1699 and encodes 514 amino acids. Gene Ontology annotation, cellular component: mitochondrion. Gene Ontology annotation, biological process: triglyceride metabolic process; phosphorylation; glycerol-3-phosphate biosynthetic process. Gene Ontology annotation, molecular function: glycerol kinase activity.
UUGCGCUGUCGGUGUGCGGUUGACGAUUGUCGAAAACAUUGUCUUCUUCUCUUUUAUUUAUUUGUAAAGUUUUGUGUGGUUUAGUUUGGUUUCUUUCUUCUUGAGCUUCUUUUCUCGCCUAGAAUUUGGUCCAGUAGAUAAACGGGACUGAGUGAUGUCUGAAUUUGGUAAAUUUGGCCCUUUGGUUGGCGCUAUAGAUGAGGGAACUUCAAGCGCAAGAUUUAUUAUUUUCAAAGCAAAUUCAACGGAAGUCGUUGCAUCUCAUCAAAAAGAACUAGAACAGAUAUUUCCUCAAGAAGGUUGGGUAGAACAGGACCCUUACGCCAUUUUAGAAGUUGUAACAACAUGCAUACAAAAAGCUGUGGAACAACUGGAGAGUCUUGGCGGGAAAGCCAAGGACAUAAUAGCGGUGGGUGUCACCAACCAACGAGAAACUACCAUAGUGUGGGACAGAAACACCGGUGUGCCAUUACAUAAUGCCAUUGUUUGGUUGGAUAUGAGGACCAAAUCAACCAUCGAUAAACUUCUCGAUACCGUGCCAAAUAAGACAAGAAAUAAGAGUUAUCUAACACCACUUUGUGGAUUGCCUAUGUCCCCAUAUUUUAGUGCUGUAAAAUUGAGAUGGCUGAGUGAUAAUGUGGAUGCUGUUAAAAAUUCCAUGAAAAAGGGUACAUGCUGUUUUGGAACUGUUGACACUUGGGUAAUUUGGAAUUUGACAGGUGGCCCAAAUGGAGGAAAACAUGUUACAGAUGUCACUAAUGCUUCAAGAACUAUGUUAAUGAACAUAGAAACUUUGGAAUGGGAUCCAUUGUUGUUGAAGUUCUUUGAAGUGCCUAAAUCAGUUUUACCUAAAAUCAAAUCAAGCUCAGAGGUGUAUGGGUACAUACCGGAAGGACCUUUGAAAGAUGUUCCCAUUUCUGGCUGUCUCGGAGACCAACAAGCUGCUUUAGUUGGACAAAUGUGCCUACAGAAGGGUCAAGCCAAAGCAACAUAUGGCACUGGUUGUUUUGUACUUUACAACACGGGAGAAAUCAGAGUAAACUCCAGUAGAGGGUUGUUAACUACUGUUGCAUAUCAAUUGGGAAGUAAAAACCCACCACAUUAUGCCUUGGAAGGAUCUGUAGCCAUUGCCGGAGCUGCAUUAGGUUGGCUGAAAGAUAACUUAGGGCUUUUGGAGAGUGCCAGAGAUUCACAAGCUAUUGCGGAAAAGGCUACAGUUAAUGGUAGUGUGGUAUUUGUACCAGCUUUCAGUGGAUUGUAUGCACCUUAUUGGCGUCAGGAUGCGAGAGGUGUGAUUUGCGGAAUUACUGAAGACACUAAUUCUAAUCACAUCAUUAAAGCGGCACUGGAAGCAGUUUGUUAUCAAGUAAGGGAUAUUUUGGAUGCAAUGAAUCGAGACUGUGGUAUUCCUCUUCAGUUUUUAAAGGUAGAUGGAGGCAUGACUUCUAAUGCGCUGGUCAUGCAGAUGCAGGCAGAUUUAGUUGGAAUAAACGUAAUAAGGGCUGGUUUUACUGAAAGCACUGCUUUGGGUGCUGCGCUGGUCGCCUAUUGGGGGGUUAACAGCGAUACUCAGGGAACGCCCAUCCCAAUGACAAUCGGCAGCAUCUAUACACCGAGCAUAAAUGAGGACGAGCGUGACAUGAGGUACAAACAGUGGAAAAUGGCUGUGGAUAGGUCUCUUGGUUGGGACCAAAAUUGAAUAUGUGAUAGUAUAAAUGAUAAUGUGUUACAAAGAAAAGUGCCCUGAAUGGAAAUGAAUUUGAUUAUUAUUAUUUCGUAAUAUACAUUAUGUAUCCUUACGAAACAUUAAUUAAUGCAUUUACUUGGUUUAAGUCAGGCACGUCCGCAUUCAACGCACUCAACAUAUGGCACAUUUUGUUAAUUGGUCAUUCUGAAAUUUUGUACUUUAUUAUAAAAAAAGACCACGAAUCUUCUAUUACAGAUUUGUGAGUAUAUUCCUCAAAAACUGACCUUUAACGGCUUAUUUAGAUGUUCGACUAGCGCGACGUUAAUUUCAAUAUUUCUACGAAGCUGUUCACUGUUGAUGCGAACUGCCAAGAAGUGGAUGAGAAGUCAUGUAUAAUUUUCGACUUGUAAACAGAGCAUAGUACAAAAUUUUCGAAAUCAUCGUCUAUUUAUUGAUGCCAAGUAAAUAUUUUCAUGCAGGGCCUUUUUUUUACAAAAUUGUGUUAAAAAAUACUACUCAAGUACCUACUGUAGUACUACAGAAAGCAAGUCUAUUUUUCCGUCAUUUUUUCGUAUUUUUCUUUUUACUACUCACUAAAAACACAAGACAUGAAUUACCUACAUACGGGUAAACCUACAGUUAGAAUUUAAACGUCUGUUGAGAAAUUCUGGCCGAAAUUGUUUGUUUUUUACGUUUCACGUUAAUUUUAUUGUCAUGCUAUCCUAUUAUAAGUUAUACCUUAAUAUCUUUAUAAUAUACUAUUAAUAUAUACUUACCUACAUAAUUGCGUUAAGUUGUUAUCUUUUGUUUUAAUUUGAAAUAUAGUGUUAAUGUUUUAAUGAGGCCAAAAGACCAAAUAAUAUUUUCUUUAUUAUUUAAGACACUUGAAUGGUGAGACCUUUACAGCGUUGAUUUUUCAUAAAAUUCAUUCAUUCCAUACAAUUCAUUCCAAUGAUUAACAAUAUUUGAUAAAACAUAUUAGUUACAUAAAUAUAGCGAUGCAGUUUAUAAAGUUUUGUGUCGAAUAAAGCUGUAUGUACUAAAUAUUGGUUAUUCCCAAAGGUCCACGUUUUGUUUUUAUUUCCCGCCGGGUCCAUGAAAUUCAAACAUUUUGAUAGAAAAUGCUUUUUUAUUUUUGAUGUCGUGGACCCGUUGGGAAUUGAAGUAUGAACUCAACAGUAGAACUGUGGAGUCUUUAGGAAUAAGCCCUAAAUAAUGGCAAAGUGCGUGUCGUGCCACGCGCAGUGCAGGGUUUCGUAGUUGUCUGUCGCUACCACAAUAUAUACUCAACAUCAAAUAAACCGCACCUUCCGCGACGCGAACUUUAACGAUUUUCUUCUGACACAAUCAUGGUGCCCCAACAAUAUUGGUGUUAUUUGAAAGCCCAAUAAAUAUCCUUAAAGAAAAACACAUUUCAUUUCUUAAUAAAUGAUUAACAUAUACCAUAAAUGUGACUUGAAAAAAUACCUCACUUUGGGCCCACCUAUGGGAUCAAUUAGACCAAUUUUUAUGGUUAUAAAACCAAAUAAUGAUCUCACGUGUCCUCUUUAACAGAUGGAUAGCAAUUAAACCCAACUUAACAGUUUUAUAGCCAUAAAAGUUGGCUCUAGCGUAACUACCUAUUUUUGGAAGAAGUGACUCUGGAUCCUUCUAAAGACACAUUUUUGGGGUAAAAACCUUUCCUUUAAUGAAAUGAAGGUUAGAAUUAGGCUUUUAAAUGGUACCAAUAUUGGUGGGAAGUGGGGAUGCAUACGUUUGAAAAUGCUUGUCGCGGGAGGUGCGAUUUAUUUGACGUCGAGUGUAUUUCAGAAGCAAGCUAUUACUUCAUCUAAAGUCACUCUAAAUAUUUUCUUCAAGGAUUUUUUAUUAGGUAUGAAAUUUUAUAAUACAUGACGGGGGACGACGCCCUACUCGAACAAAAAUUGGCACUUUAAUAUUUUGCAAACGGAUCCCGAAAUCGAAUUAUAGUCUUAGAAACCCCUAAGCCAUUUUAAAAGACCUAUCCAACGAUGCUACACUCGAUGGAAUAGAAGAUGAAAAAAAAUCAUCCCCACUUUACAUGCCUAUAUUCCCACUCGCCCCCGCGGGGAUUGCCACCAGAGGCAAAUGGAGCAAUUAUUUUUUUUAAAUUUUAUUCUACCACUUUGUAGGCAUGAUUAAUAUACAUACCUCCACAAAAUUACAGCUCUCUAGUGCCAAUAGUUUCCAAGCAAAACCUCGGAUGGAUAGACAAACAGACAGACAUAACGAAACUAUAAGGGUUCUUUGUCAGGACUACGGAACCCUAAAAAAACAGUUCUUAUGCCAUAAGAACUUAGAUGUAAUUAACUUGCGUGCAAUCGCCAAAUUAUGUAUUUUGCCUUAUAAAUAUUACUUAAUAAUACAUUACUGAAUUAAAGAUGCCACAAGCAUAUUUAGCUAAGUACGAGGGGCUAAUGGGACUUAUUAGUAAUUUGUGCAAAACAAAUUACUAAUAUUCUUCUUAAAAAAAAUCGACUUGUUCAAUGGACAGAACAGCAGACAUGAAAAUUAUGCAUCGCGAUAUUGGUACUUCUUUCUUAAUAACUAAUCCCAACUAAUAUUAUAAAUGCGAAAGUAACUCUGUCUGUCUGUCUGUCUGUUACGCUUUCCCGCUUAAACCUCGCAACCGAUUUUGAUGAAAUUUGGCAUAGAGAUAGUUUGAGUCCCGGGAAAGAACAUAGGAUAGUUUUUAUCCCGGUUUUUGAAACAGGGACGCGCGCGAUAAAGUUUUUCUGUGACAGACAAAAUUCCACGCGGGCGAAGCCGCGGGCGGAAAGCUAGUUUUAAAUAAUUAUUGCUGAAAAUUCAAUUUGUACUCUCAAAUGUUCUUCCCUAGGUUAUCUAUCUAGGUAUACUACUACAAAUUACUUGUAUUUUGAACGCUUACUUGCGGCAACAGUUCUCCACAAAGUGUCUUAUUUUGUAAGUGAUCGCAUAAGUGCUUUACAAAAUAUAAUAACGAAGUCAGUACUCUUGACGGAAGGACAAUAUUGACAAAAAAAUCUCAUUAAUUUAAAAUUCGAAAAAAUUUUUGCGCUCAUCACCAAAUAAAAUUAAUCAAAUAAUUUGUAUUUGCCAGCAUGUCAAACUGAAACAUUUAAAAGUUCUAAAUUUAUUAAAUGACCUUUUUUUUACUUGUUGGCAACUGUAUUUUAAGUACUAAUUUCACCAUAAUAUGUUUGUUAAGUCCUAAUACAUAUGUGAUUAACUUAAAAGGGUUGUUAAUAUUAACAGGGCUGUUAUGGUGCGUCCACACUGAGCGAACGGGCUCGCGCGGCAAACUCGACAUCCUGCUCACUCAAGACCAGGGUGAGCAGGAUGACCAGCGUGCCGCGCUGAUAUGUCUCAUUACUGAUAUGUCUCACGGGAUGAAUACAACAGACCAUUAUCAAACCAAAAAUUUUACUAAAUAUUAAUUUGCUAGUCGUUUACUCUUUUUUCAAGCAACCGAAUCUCCAUUCAUAAAAAGCGGUGAUUAGAUGUAAUUGCCUCGUCAUGAAUUUAAUACCUUGCAACACGUGGUGGACACUUGAACUUUGACAGCCCGGUUAGUGAUUUUACAGUACGUUUAAUAUUAAGUCUAUAUUACAUAUAAUACAUUAUACAGUGUGAGUCACGAUAAAGUGCACAUAUGAAAAUAGAUGAAACUAGACCUAUUUUUAUCGACAAAAAAGCGGUAUUUUUUUUUAAAUUUUUUAUAGAAUAUUUUUUCUUCCAAUUACUUAUUGUAAAGAAAACGUAAUAACGUUUUUAUUUUAUCAGGAUAUACCUCUUAGUUUAAAAGUUAUUACGUUUUCUUUGCAAUCGGUAAUCGGAAGAAAAAUAUUCUAUAAAAAAUUAAAACCUCUUUUUCUAAAGGUCUAGUUUCAUCUAUUUUCGUAUGUACACUUUAUCGUGACUAACACUGUAUAUCUAUAUCUAAGUCAAUAACUUAUCAUUUUACAUAAGACUAAAUCACGCCUCAUUGUUGCUACACUAACAAUUGGUUGAUUUUUUUACUGAAACAUUUGCUAUUACAUUAAAUGUUAGUUAUCAUGAAGAAAAUAAAUCAAGAUUAAAAUAUGAUGCAAAUUAUACUUAUAACGAUCAUGUAAACAACAAUAGAAUACAAUUUUGUUAGAAUCUUACGAAAAUAGCCUUAAAAUUAAACUGUUGAUAUCGCUAAGUAAAAAAGACAUUAUUUACAACGAUUUACAAAAGUAAUGUAGCUUUAUUUAAGUAAUUAUUUUUAUGAUAUAUUACCAUAUUCUAUUGUUAUAACUUUGUUAGAGGAAAUAUAUACGAGCAUUGUAAUAGUAAAA